This is a messenger RNA of Pezoporus flaviventris, 1230 nucleotides long. It is a transcript of the gene TNFSF15, whose product is annotated as TNF superfamily member 15. Gene Ontology annotation, cellular component: membrane. Bases 285 to 1061 code for a protein of 258 amino acids. The record is from RefSeq and is a predicted model, not a curated record. Gene Ontology annotation, molecular function: tumor necrosis factor receptor binding. NCBI's taxonomy places the organism in Eukaryota, Metazoa, Chordata, Aves, Psittaciformes, Psittacidae. The transcript has 4 exons. Gene Ontology annotation, biological process: immune response.
UUAUCCAGCCCAGCAGCAGGGUUUAUCCUGGUUCCACCCACUGGGACUUUCCUAGCUUCCUUCUGCACAGAAGGGGGAAAAAAAGGCAGAGGGAGGCCAGCAGCAGGCACCUCGGGGAGCUCAGGGAGCCGCAGUGCUCCCUUUCCCUGAGCUAGGUUUCUAUUGUAGGCGGUGCAUUCCUUGGGAGGGAGGGUGUGUGUGUGUGUCGGUGCCUUCCCACACUCGGGGCAGCUCUUAUUUAAUGGGGGUCUCCAUGCAGGGCAGACACCAGAGGAGAUUUUGCCAUGCCCAGUUCUCAUCCAGGAGCAGCAGCAGCUCGCAUGCCGGGAGCUGUCAUGGACCGUGGGGCUGAGAUACCCAUGGAAGCAGUGGCUCCUGGGACCAACCCAGCUGCCAGGAUGCACCUCCGGGAGGAUUUGAAGAGGAUACGGUGCGCAGUGCUGCUGUGCCUGCUCUCCGUGCUGGUCCUCGUGCUGCCCAUUGCCUACCUGCUGGUUGGACACCUCAGAGCACCCAGCUCCUGUGCUGGACAGGUCACAGAAGAGAGGGGCUCUCGCUUUCUGAAGCAACGGGCAGUAGAUACUGUUACAGAAACACUUCCCAGUGCUGAAAAGCCAAGAGCUCACCUGACAGUGAAGAGACAAGACCUCACCACCACCACGGGAAACCAUCUGCCCAUCCUGCAGUGGGAAGACAAGCGAGGCUUGGCCUUUACCAAGAACAACCUGAGUUACUCCAGCAACUCACUGGUGAUACCUGUGUCUGGGGACUACUACGUCUAUGCUCAGGUCACUUUCCGAGGGCCAAUUGAAAAUCACACUAAACCAAACUCUGUCACUGAGAUCAUCACCAAAGUCACUGACAGUUACCCUGUGCCCACCAAUCUGCUGACUGGCACCAAGACCCUCAGUGAAAAUGGAAAUAACUGGUUCCAGCCCAUUUAUCUGGGUGCUGUGGUCUCCUUAAAAGUAGGAGACAGGCUAAUGGUCAACGUUAGUGACAUCAAGCUGGUGGAUUACACCAAGGAGCACAUCACUUUCUUUGGUGCUUUUUUAUUGUAGUCCCUGGCAGCAGCCAGUAGGGUCUUCCCAUCAGGGUCCUGGUGUGACCUUACUGGAUCUUGGCUUUGUGGGUGUAUGUUGGGGUGCGAACUCUGUGCUGUUACCCUUCUGUACUGUCACUUCUCUGCAGCUCUCUGCAGCCUUACAUUAAGGGGUAGGGAAAGCUGAA